Helicoverpa zea (corn earworm) is the source of this 2677-nucleotide messenger RNA. RefSeq names its product tetraspanin-13 (gene Tsp97E). The record is from RefSeq and is a predicted model, not a curated record. The coding region runs from base 238 to 918 and encodes 226 amino acids. The transcript has 8 exons. Lineage: Eukaryota; Metazoa; Arthropoda; Insecta; Lepidoptera; Noctuidae. Gene Ontology annotation, cellular component: membrane.
ACUCUUUGAAAAAAUCCUCAUUUUGUGCCUCUUUUACUCUAUAGUCUUUCUUUGGGUCUCUGUGGCGAUCUCAGCAGUCAAUCUCCUCAGAGGCCGUUCUGUCAAUUUUAUCAAAAAUCAUAACUCUGAUCUAAAUACAAACUUAAAAGCAUUUCAUUAAAGUUGUCCUAUCUUCCGUAAUAACUGCGUAUAAUUAAAUGAGUGAUUUGAAGUGGCUGUAAAAUAAUAGACUUCACAAUGUGCGGAGGAUUCACUUGUUCCAAAAAUGCUCUGAUUGCGCUGAAUAUUCUAUAUGUGGUUGUGGCCAGCAUUCUGAUAUCAGUGGCGGUGUACGGGCAGGCGUCGUCACUGGUCACCAACUUGCCAAUUGUGGGAGGCAUUCUGGCAUGUGGGGUAUUCCUCAUUUUGAUAUCCCUGCUGGGUCUACUUGGAGCAGUUAAACAUCAUCAAGUCAUGCUGUUCUUUUAUAUGGUGAUUCUAUUUCUACUGUUUUUGGUGCAAUUUUCAGUAGCAUGUGCUUGUCUGACUGUUAACUCAGAUCACCAGGAAAUGUUGGCUCGUCAGGGAUGGAACAAAGUUACUUUGGAUGUGAAAGAACAAGUUCAGGAACGGUUUCAGUGCUGCGGCUUUCAGAGCAGAACACCUGAGAAUGGAACUGCUGAGCACCCUUCGUGUGAAAUAGUUGAUAAAAUUUGCUGCCAGAAUGCAUUUGACCCAUUACAUUGUCAAUGUGAGCCAUGUAUGGGAAAACUGAAGGAGACUAUUGACUAUGCAUUCAAGCUAUGUGGUGGCAUUGGGCUGUUUUUCAGUUUCACUGAGUUAUUCGCCGUAUGGCUCGCCCGACGUUACCGCAACCAGCCCGACCCUAAUUAUAAGGAACCACACGCUAUAUUCCCUAGGAAAAAUUACUUGUACUGAAGUGGAACACCUUAGUUUUAGAACUGUUAUUCCCCCAGACUGAUUUAGUGAAUUUUGCCAGUUGCUGUAUGUUUCCCUACAAUACAACCUGUCGACAUACGUGCAAGUCAGUGUAUCUUUCAUUCAGCAAUCAAAAUAUAUGACAUCACAGUUUACAUCUAUCUUUAAAAUAACAAUAAGAGUAUUAUUCGUUUGUGUAUAAAAAUAUCAUUGAACCUUAUCACGUAUGUAGGCACACCGUAAGAUAACAAAGACAUUUUCUUCACAUAUUUAUCACAAAAAACAAAAAUGUAUAGUCACGAUGUGUUUUAGAAGCCAAUAUUAAUAUUGUUAUCACAAAUUCUGAGUUUCGUUCGUCAUCUGACUUUUGGAGCACUUUGUUAGUGAUGUGUAUAAAUGAGCUCUGACCUACCUUUUAUCGUAGUCAAUUUUUCUUUCGUAUACCAUCUAUACGUGUAUUUCAUUAGUAAUUGUCAAAGAACCAAGGAGAGUACAUCAAUUUUUGACUUCGAUACUUUAUUACUUAUGUAAUUGAAGCUAUUUCUGUGCGGUUAUUAGAUACAUAAAUGAACAUUUAUGAUUGAUGAUGUGUGUAAGAAAAAAGGUUCUAUAUGUAUAUUAGCUUGUUCGAAUGUAUUCAUUCUAGUGAUUUGAUCAUAGGCGUGGUUUGUCCUUGAAAUUCCAUUUUAAAAGUAUGCCUCUUAGGUGUUUUUCUUAUUUUUGAAUUUUAAUAGACUACUACACAGUUUGAAGCUUCAUAUCAUUGUAGAAAAGUGUUAUAUAGUAAGAGUGAUGAGUAGUAAGCCUUUGUAUUUUCUGUCUUUCAGAUUUAUGGGCAAAUGUUCAUUUGAUUAUGAAUUUUAUUUUUUAUUGACAUUACAAAUAGUAGAUAAUAUUUAAAUUAAAGAGGCUUAUAACUGGCAUCACUGAGGUCGCGCGAGAUCUCACAAUGCAUUUGUUUUUCUUAAUUAAAACAAUGCCAUUUCAGGUAUUCAUAGUUCUCGCUAAAUUCAAUGCGGUCACCAACUCAAUUACGAGCACGUAAGACCGAGUCAUAUACGAUGUGCGUGUAGUAAACAUCUAUAGUUAAAAAUCGUUUCUGGUCAGCGUUCGCGCGUUGUUCCACGACUACAAAAAGUUUAGCGAGAACUUUACCUAGGAUAGAAAACGUAUGUUUUAGGUACAUCUUAUCUACUAGUCAGUAGUCUAUUAUUUUAGCAUAAUCUUGCUUUCAUCUUGAAAUACCAAUAAAACUUAUGAGCUAUUGUUAGCCUUUACGGACUGAAUUUGUUAUAGAUAGAUUAAGUGCCACCGUCAAUUUGCACGGUUGUCUGUUUGCCCCGACUUAGUUAUUUUGAAUUAAACUUAUUUUGUUACCUGCAUAUUUUUAACUCAUUUAAGCUUUAAUUAGAUGUUUUCAUCAUUUACACCUGUAAUUGUAAAAUCAUUUUAAUUCCCCAGUCUAAUAUUUUUGAAACAUUUUAAUUAAUUUGGUUAUAAAAGAGUUUUUACCUAGUUUUUUAACAUUUACACACAGUAGACGAAUUAUUUUUAUUUUGAAUAAAAACUAUUUAUGAUAAUUAUUAUGGAAUUUAUAAUGAAGUCUCGAAUUUCGCCAACCAGAAACAAAGGCAUCCUUCAAAUAGUCUAUAAUUUAUAAAUGUAGUAUCGUGUACAUAAUAUUGCCAAAAUGAAUUAUCCUCGUGUAUUAUCAGUGUAUUGAUAUCUAUCUUACUUGGAAAUAAAGUGUGCAAGCAUU